Molecule: messenger RNA, 10349 nt
Organism: Pectinophora gossypiella (pink bollworm)
Lineage: Eukaryota; Metazoa; Arthropoda; Insecta; Lepidoptera; Gelechiidae
Gene: ash1
Product: histone-lysine N-methyltransferase ash1
Exons: 23
Coding region: 196-9912 (3238 amino acids)
Cellular component (GO): nucleus
Molecular function (GO): histone methyltransferase activity; protein binding; chromatin binding
Source: RefSeq, a predicted model, not a curated record
UUUUAUUCGAAUGAUUUGUAAACAUGGAGGCCAAGUGUUAUGCUGAUUGUGAAGUAAUUUCGUCUCAAUUUAUAUAAUAUUUCAAGGAUUUUCAAGGCGUUUUGUAAGAUUGGAACCAUGUUUGUGCCGACUCCGUGAUUGAAAUGAAGGAAUUUACACUUUUGUAUUUGGAAACAUCUUGACCAACCUUGAAAAAUGAGCACAGAGUUGCCGAAAUCUCAGGAUUCAAGUGGCGAGUCUGAUUCAAAUAGUGAUUCCGAGAAUAGCACAUCAAGUGAAUGUACUGGCAGUGACUGGGAGUGCUCUAGUGCCAAGCAGAUCUCGGCUCGGAAACCACACUUUUCAGUCACUUCUUGUGACACUGGAUUAAAGCUCAAAAUAGCUGCCAUACCCAGGAAAGUCACUGCCAAGAAGAAUGCAAAGCCAACAGUCAAGAAAAAAGUUGAGGAAUCCACAUCGAAAACCAAAACUGAAAGAGCUGGGCCUAAGAAGAAGUCUCGUCUCUCGGAGAGCAGCUCUAGCUCGGAGUCUUGCAGCAAAUGUUCGUCUGACUCCUCCAGUGAUGAUGACAUUCCCUUAAAGGUGGUUUCAAAAGCACUCACACCAAAAUGCUCACCACAGAAGGCUAAAAGCUCUAGAAACACAAAGAGUGAAAGUGAGGAGGAUAGAUGUGAUGGCAUGAAGGACAAUGCCUCAAAGGCGAAGGACAAGCAAAGUGCAAAGGUUAAAGUUGUGCAAAAGACCAAGAGUGAUGAGGGUAACGAGGCUGCUGUGAAGAGGCAACGGGGAAGACCGCGGACAAAGUUCGCGUCCCCGGCAGCGGAGAGCGCGGCGUGCGGCAGCAGCACGUCGUCGUCGACGUCGUCUUCCUCGUCGUCAUCGUCGUCGUCGUCCUCAUCGUCGUCGGACUCGGACUCGGCCGACGCUGCUGGCGGGCCUGCGCAUGCGUCCAACGAUGACACCAGCGCCGCGCUUGUUGCUGCUUGCCCCUUACAGGUCAUCGACGAUGCGGACCUGGCGGAACUAUUUCCGGAACAAACAUCGGGCGCGCCGGCGCAGCCGCCCAAUUUCUCGACCUUCGCCGUGCACAGCACGUCGCCCGAACACGAUGAUAAAUCCAUCGCCGACAACGGUGACGGGUCGAGCAGUGAAAUGGAGCUCACGCCUCAGCUAGUGACGGCGGCCAUACAGCGCGCUACGGCGGACUCCUCCGGCUCGGAGAACGAGUGCUCCAACUCGGAAGCCGGCCACCAGAAUACUACCCACUACGCGUCCAGCCUGCUGCAACAGUUCGUCGCACAGACACAGCUGCUCAGUAGUUCCGCCCCGCUAACCUCUAUCAACGCAGCCGGCACGUCACUAGCCUGCGGACUCAACCCCAACCCGAUGGAUGGCGUCGGAUCCAUUAGCGACUGCGUCCUCGGACAAAUCAAUACUAUUCCAGAAAUAACACCCAUAGCGCCUAACUUCUUAAAUGCCACUCAACAUCUAAGCCCCCAACAAACUGAGGAGCUCUCACAAAUAAACAAAGACCUCGAGGAAAUAACCAACGUCACAGAUUCUGUUGGUAUCACGAUACCCAACCCGCCGAGUCUAGAGGACUGCGUCGACAACAAUGACUUCAUGAGUCUAGAUAUCACACAGGGGACUUCAGAAUUAGGCAACGCUAAUGAUUUGUUGAAAAAUUCUCCUCUCACAGUCGCUACAGAUAUGAAUCCCCUAAACCCAAUAGAUGCACAAAAGUUUGAUACAGUUAGCAAUAAUUCUGUUGAAUCUCAAGAGGACGUUAAAAAUGUCGUCGUGGAAUCCAGAAGAAAAAGAGGGCGGCCGCGUAAAGUACCUAAUGAAAAUAAGAACUUGGAAUCUCGAAAGGAAGAUAGGGCCGUCGUUAAUGUAAUAAAUGACUUCCACAAUGGAAACGACCCACCGAAUGUUUCGCCGGAUUCGGGAAUUCUAUCUAAUCACAAUUCUCCAACGCAUUCUCCUCUCCGGCGGCACGAUAUUGAUGAAGCUCAAAACAGAUUAGGAAGAAAAGCUGUUCAAAAGGAAAAUAACACCAGAGAACGGCGAAGCGUGAGAUCAAAAUCUAAAAGUCGGAGUAGAGCUCGACAUAAAUCAGAUUCCAGUGAUUGUGAUUAUCAGAAGAAAAGAGUAGAAAAUGAAAUUAAACAAAUUAAGACUGAAGCUCCCUCACCAGUCCCACUGAAACAAGAACAGAAUAGAUAUGAAAAGAAAAAGAACGAUCACAAGUUAGAUAUAGCUGCCUUAGAUAGAAUGUUAUACGCUACUGACAGGGUUCUUUAUCCUCCAAGGAAGAAAGUAGGGCGGAAACCGCAAAACAAAACUAAAGCUGCUAAAAGCGCACCUAAAACAUUAAAAGAUAAAAAUCAAUACGACUCCGCUGAAUCCGAUGAAGAGUCCUUGCCAUCAAACAGGUCUGUUCUAUCAGGAGUGUACGCAAAGCGAAAAGAAUUAAAUAGCAAGCUUGCCAAUCUACCGAAGAAGAAUAGUAAAUCAUUUAGCAGCAGUACGUGGAGAGACCAUCAGAGUGAGAACGAAGCGGCGGCGGAUGAUCCCUUAGACCCUACAUGGAAGCAAAUCGACCUGAAUCCAAAAUACAAGGACAUUCUGUCUGGGUACAAAAGCGAUCAUGAAUUCAAGCCAUAUAAAAGUUGCAGUAGACUGAUCGAAUCAGGCUACAAAAGCGACUACGGUGGCUGCAGAUCUGGCUAUAAAACUGAUUAUCACCGUUCAGGAUAUAAAAGCGAUUAUAGAUCAGGGUACAAGAGCGAUAAGUCAGGGUAUAAAACAGACUACAGCGUCAGAAGCAUGCGGCGACGGAUGAGGAAACUAAAGAAAACGAGAUCAGUGAGGGAUAGAUCGUAUUAUAAAAAUCAGAAGCACUUCGUAUCGGAUCAAGAAAUCUUGCUUCUUACGAACAAAACCUUCAGCAGCCUAACUUUAGGCCACAGUUCCAGUGACUCUGAAUGUGAUAGUUAUCUACGAAAACCGAAUGCUAGUCCGAAAUAUGUCAGUGUCUGUACCAAAUACCCAUUGGCUUCGACAUACAACUUUGGAUUCUCGAAGUUAACCCAAAAACAUGUACUGAGAGCGAAUCCUUCAGAUCCUUUUGCACCUGGACCUGUGUUUAGCGGUCUACAAAGGCCUAUGAUGACUUACAACAUAUUUAAACUGAAUCAUAAUAACAAUAACACAUUAAUAAAGUCACCAACCAAAUCCAGCUACAUCGGAAAACCUUUGCCAGCGCUUAAACCUUCUUUCACACAUAAAUUUGGAGCACCGCCUAUUUCUACCCUUACAAAACGGCCGAGAAAAGAUGAUAGAUCUUUCUCACGAACACUAUCUCCAAAGACCCGGGUGUCUAAAAAUGGAAGUUCACUUUUAGGCGGCUCAAGGAAAGAAAGUGUUUCCAAACCGCUUCCCAGUAUUUUUGAGAAAGCUAAAAAUAGUUAUAUUCCAAACAAAUCGCUGUCGAGGAACGUCUUCCUCAAUUCCAAGAAACCUCACUUGAAACCAUCCUUUCAUGUUAAAAAACACAGAAGAACAGUUGUACUAGCUCCGCCUAAAAUAAACCUGAAGCCAUCUGAAAGACCAUCUAGAAUAACUAUUAAAACCGAAAGUAAAUAUCACAGGCACAGAAGUAAGCGGAGACACCGGUCAAGGUCAGUUUCCCGCUGUCGAGAAUCGAAAACCAUAGAUUUGGUGGAUCAAAAGUUUAGUCAAGAUUUGGAUUAUCUUAUUUCAAAUUUCAUUAAACUGUGUCAAGUUGCGCCGAAGUUUGUGACCAGCAUACCGCAAAGUUCACCAAGAAGUUCACCGAAAAACGUAGAAAAGUCUGUUGUUGAGAGUAAGACUGAACCGGGCCCUCCUCCUACUAAAGUAGCUAAAAGGGGAUCCAAGAAGCGAAAGACAUCUGAUAAUCAAGAAAUUGCCACCCCCACGUCGAAGCGGCGGCAUAAGAAACAGUUAGCUGAAUCUCAAAGCAAGGGUGGCAAGGACACCAAUGAACACAAGCUGCCGCUCAAGAAGAGGCAUUAUCAUAUUAAUUCUUCAACUAGUAACUCUUUGAGUCUCAGUUUAGUAACCACCGAAUUUGACGAAAACUCUAAAAAUAGCACUAGUCCUGAAAAGUUUCUGUGUACCGAAACAGAUUGUAUGGGGGAAACGCAAAACAGUGUUUCUCAAGAAUCUCCUAAACCUAAGACUUAUGAGAAGGCUAAAAAAGGAAGCGAUAACAAUAAAAAUGUUGCCCAACCAUCUAGCUCUCAAGAUAGUAAAAAUACAAAUGUUGAAAUUACUCCAAAACUAAAACCUGGUGAAAAGUCUGCAGCAGAAACUCUGCAAGUUAACAUUGAUGAGAAUAACUCUACGCCUACAAAGUUUCAUUCCCCCAAUUCUCUGAAUGCAACAGAUGAUGAACUUUCAAAAAGAUUGCCAAACUCGGAACAAUCAGAAUUAUCAAAGAAAAUCUAUGAAACAUCUGAAAAAUUGAAAGCUGUACAUAAAAUGGUUCAUGAUUUGGAAAAAUGUCUUCCUAAAAAUAAAGAUGAUACGAAAUCUGAUCCAGCAAAGCAAGAAACCCAAAGAAUUUCGUCGCCAAGAUCUGAACCGAAAGCGUCUCCUCUUAGGAAUUCUGCUCCAAUUGCAACCCCAAAGAAAAGACACAGGCUAGAAGCAGAUAAGGCUGCGACGCACUCGAGUUUAGAUCAGGUGGUGCAAUCUCUGUCUAAGAAACUGUCGGAAGAAAAGCCAAGUUCUGUAUCUACUGCUUCCAAAGAUGUUAAUCUAAAUAAUUCUAAUGAAGAAGCAAAGGAUUCUGACAAGUCUGGUACUACUUCACCUAGUCUAUUAGCCAAUAGCAAUUUCCCACUAGAUCCACUCAAAAGUAUGUCAGCCCGUACUUUGUAUAAAAGUUCUAUUCCGCCUGCACAAAAAUCUGAAAUCAUGACGCGGAAGAAAAAUAGGUUGGAAGGAUUGACUAGCAACUUAGUUUCGAAAAUUAAUCCCAGUGCAGCCACGAAAGUACUAGAUACACUUCUAAACAAUAAUAUUCGCAAGUCUAUAGAAUCAAGAAUUUUAGAAAAAGAGAAAAGUAUCACCACCGAUACUGUGAAAUCAUCAGACGAUAAAAAUAAAAAUACUUCUCAAGUUAGCACUAGGGCCACAGUUAUCAAAUCACCUGUUUCAAAAGGUAAAGUCUUAGAAACGAAAAAGUCCAAAACAUCGGAACCGGUCGCACAAACAGUGGUCGUUAAUGUGGAUAAACCUACUGGAAUCUUUGAGCCAUCCGUAGACUUGGAAGAUCAAAUACCCAAAUCUUCAAUUUGCGUAAACAAUGCUUCAGGCGACACUAAAGGCAAGUCUAAAGGAAAGGGUAUGGACGGUAAAAAUAAUAAUUCAGUAUUAAGCCCUAUAGACCCAGAGGCGGAGAUUCCGUUAGCACUCAUUUCUGAAACACCGGAACCAGUGAUCAGACCUAAAAGAGGUGAAUCAAUUGCUGCAGUUAUAUCAGAUAAGCUUCAAGAAACUAUUGGGGGUCACAAUUUGCGCCAGCCUAAGAGAAAUUUGUGUAAAGAAAAAGAAAACGAAAGUGACGACACUACAGACAAGAAAAAGAAGAAGACAUCGAACACGCUUAUAAGAGAAAGUAAACUGGUCUUACCAACUAAGAUGCUUAUCCCCAAGAUACAAGCAGAGAGAUUGCCUAUCACAGAUCCUACAAAGAAAAUUAAUGUAGCACCAAAAGUUACAAAACCAGAAACUAAAGAUGCUAAUGAUCCUAAAAAGGAUGUUGAUCCAUCGAAGAAAAAGGCAAGAAGGCGCAAAGCUAUUAAUAGAACAGGAUUCCCAAGCAUUAAGCGGAAGAAAAAGAAGUUGGAGCCUAAUAUAACCUCCGAUAGUCACUUUACAUCUGACACUGACAAUAAUUCUGCUUUCGAUCGAGUGCCAAAAGACGGUGAAGCUAUGAGCAGUUUCUUGGAAAGAACAACUAAUAAGAAACCGGAGCUUAAAGUCGUAUUGAAUAAAGAUGACUGUCCUAAACAAGCGCGCUUAACUGUGGUAGCUUUGGAGAAGUUGCAAGGAAAGGAUAUCCCAACAACCGCUAGCAAUAAACAACCCAACAAUACCGAAACUGCUAAUGACAAAAAGAACGCAAAUGCGUCAAUUUUGAGAGCUCCAUCGUUACAAUUAAAACAGAAUAAACCUGAAAAAGAAAUCAAAAGUCUCUUUAAUAAGUGGGAAGUUCUCAGCGAAACCGAUAGUAUUCCUUCUCUGGCGAGUUCUCUUGGCAACGAUCCAGAAGAUAGUAUUCCUCUGAGCUUACUGAAUUUGAAGACUGAUACACCUGGUAAUAAAUUGGAUAACUUGGAAAGACUGAAACGCAAGACUCGUGCUAUGUCGCCGUCACAAGAAAUCGAAGAAAUCCUUUCAAAAAGGAAAAAUGUGGAAAAGAACAACAAAGUUGUCCUAAGACCGAAAUCGAGUCUCGCUGUCCUGUGCCCCAGUGAAAGACGACUAACGAGAAGUUCUGAUGUCAUCGACGAGGCGAAGUCUAGAGUGAAGAAACCAGAACCGAAGAAAGCGGAAAUUCCAGAAAAGCCAGCGAAACCUGUCAGCAUUGUCACCCGACGCAAAUCUAGAUCUUGCCAGGCUAAUAAGAAGAUCCGUGAGGUGCAAUCAAGUUCAAGGGAAAGUUCGCUGGAUACUGUUGUGGGUCGCCGACUCGGGUGCAAAUCUCCAGAACCGUCAAUUGACAAUCUGCGCGACCACGAUGAGAACGAUCCUUUGCCAUUGAAUGAGAAGGAGAUUGACUUCGAGAAGAGCAUAGACGUCAUAUCAAAGAAUGUGAUCUGCAAGAAGCGCGUGGCUUCGUCUCGCGACGACAGCCCGGCGAGCAGCGUCGAUAACAGAGACAAGCCUGUCGUUUCUAAGAGAAACCCACGGCUGAGGAAGAAGUUCUUGGUGGCUGGUCUAUUCUCAGACUAUUACAAGGAAGAUCCAAAACCGGAGGGCAAAGGCAAGAACUUGGUAACGCAGACGGAGUUCCCUCCAGGGUUGCUGGCGCCGCCGCCAUACUGCGAGCGCUGGGUGCGCCGCCGCCUGGUACACUUUACGCUGCCCUACGACAUCUGGUGGCAACAGCACUACAACCAACCAGUUCCAUCUUGGAAUUAUAAGAAGAUACGCACAAACGUGUACUACGACGUGAAGCCAUCAGCGGAGGAGUGCGAGAGUGUGGCGUGCAACUGCGCGCCUGCGUCGGGCUGCAACGAGGACUGCAUCAACCGCCUCGUGUUCGCCGAGUGCUCGCCGCAACUAUGCCCGUGCGGGGACAAAUGCAAGAACCAACGCAUUCAGCGGCACGAGUGGGCCUCCGGGCUGGAGAAGUUCAUGACGGAGAACAAGGGGUGGGGCGUGCGCACCAAGCACAGGAUCAAGUCCGGCGACUUCAUACUCGAGUACGUCGGCGAGGUUGUCUCCGAUAAGGAGUUCAAGGAGCGCAUGGCGACGCGGUACGCGCGCGACACGCACCACUACUGCCUGCACCUGGACGGCGGGCUGGUCAUCGACGGCCACCGCAUGGGCGGCGACGGCCGCUUCGUCAACCACUCCUGCCGGCCCAACUGCGAGAUGCAGAAGUGGACCUCCAAUGGUACAUUCCGAAUGGCGUUAUUUGCUCUGCGAGAUAUAGAUCCCGGCGAAGAACUGACCUAUGACUAUAACUUCUCGCUAUUCAACCCGGCUGUUGGACAGCCAUGCAAAUGCGAUUCGGAAGACUGCCGCGGCGUGAUCGGCGGGAAGUCGCAGAGGAUCACCAAGCUCCCCGUGAAGACGGCUUCGCGCACGCCUUCCAACGCUUCCAACCAAUCAGCAGGCUCUACAGGCAACCAACCUCGCGUAGGUCGCCCUCGCAAAGCCGUGAAAUGCAACAAGAAGUCAGAACAGCAGAGUGUCACUGCCUGCGAUAUCAAGAACAUGACCAUACUGAAGUAUCAGCAACAUCUCAAUAAACUAUGGCAGGAACCGCAGAUGAAACCACUCACUGCCAAGGAGAGGAAUGUUGUCAAAGAACGCCACUGCUUCUUGUUCCGGAAUCUUGAGAAUGUGCGUCGUAUCCGCGACCGCAUGUCGAUCUCGAUGCCGCCUUCUCCGCCCGCGCCGCCGACCCCCACUGCGUCUACGGCGCCCGUGGCCGCUCCCGUCAUACCAUCCACCCCGGUGGUAACCAUGGUCAACCCGCUAGCGCUCCCAGACACCAUGAACCCACAAUUAUUCCUCAACCGACUGCAGAACAUUAGGGCGAGUAAGGGAGACAGCGCGAAGACUUUAGUACGCGUGGAAGAUGACUCGACGUUGAGCAAGAAGGAGCGCUUGACUAAAGUGUUCAAAGCGCUGUACGCUGCUGUUGUGGGCGCUAAAGACGAAAAAGACAAGCCUAUAUGCGCGCCGCUACUCAAAACGAAAUCCGACCGCAACAAAAACCAAGACACCAUUCCAACACCAGACCUGACGGCGAUAGAGAGUAACCUUGAGGCUGGGCAGUACGAGUCGCCGGCGCAGUUCGACGCGGACAUGUUGGCUGCAGUCAAUGCUGUGCUGCGGGAACACGGCCGCAUGUCUACGCUGGGAUCUGUUGCUCUGCAACUCAAGAAGGUGUACAACACGGCAAAGGCUGAAUACGUGGACAUUUUGACAAAGAUUCUCGGCCCGGAGGAGCCUCUGCCGACAGGAUUCGUGCACAAAACUAAGACGGAGGAGGUGAUCGUGUGCAUCUGCGGGCUGCACGUGGAAGAGGGCCUGAUGGUGCAGUGCGGCGGCGCGGGCUGCGGCGUGUGGCAGCACGCGCGCUGCGUGCGGCUGGCCGACGCCGACGCCGACACCGCGCACUACUGCCACCACUGCCGGCCCUCGCCCGUGGACCGCGAGAUACCUCUAGACGAGUACACGGAGGAAGGCCACCAAUUCUACCUGACGCUGAUGCGCGGCGAGCUGCAGGUGCGGCAGGGCGACACGGUGUACGUGUUGCGGGACAUCCCCGUGGACGCGGCGCGGCCCGACGUCAGCCACGCCGGCGCCGCGCCGCCGCGGGGCAAGCGCGCCGAGAGGAAGAAGGUCAAGAACCUCGGCAAGGGCAAGGAGAAGGAAGACACGCCGGCCAAGGACGGCGAGGUCCGCAAGCACACUUACCAAACUAUCGGGUCAGUGCCGGUGUCCGAGCUGGACAUCUUCCGCGUGGAGCGGCUGUGGAAGGACAAGGACACGCAGGAGCGCUUCGUGUACGGACACCAUUACCUGCGCCCGCACGAGACGUUCCACGAGCCCACCAGGAAGUUUUUCCACAACGAGGUGAUGCGCGUCCCUCUGUACGAGGCGGUGCCGAUCGACCUCGUCAUGUCGCAGUGCUGGGUCAUGGAUCUUAACACCUAUUGCAAGGGUCGUCCGGUGGGCGCGUCGGAGCAGCACGUGUACAUCUGCGAGCUGCGCGUGGACCGCGGCGCGCGGCUGUUCACCAAGGUGUCGCGGCCCAAGUACCCCAUCUGCACCAAGUCCUACGCCUUCGACCACUUCCCACAGCGGCUUCGGAUCACUAGGACUUACGCUCCACAUGAGGUGUCACCUGAAUACUUGAAGGGGCGCGGCGCGAAGAGCGCAGCGCCGGCAGAGAAGCCUCCGAAGACACCCGCCGUUAAAGACAAAAAGAAACCGUCUACCGUUGCCGUAGUCGACGGUUCUAAGGGCGGCGCGGCGCUGUCCGGGGCGGCGCGGCGCGAGCAGCAGAAGGAGCGCGUCAACGGCAUCGCGCGGCGGCUGCUGGCCGCGGGCGGCGGCGCCGCGCGGGCGCUCGACGCCUCCUACCUGCUGCAGGCGCGCCGCCCGCGCCGGCCCUGACCCUGCCGCGGCUGCUGAGCCCGGCCCUGGUGGCACAAGUGCAGCUGUUCAGUGUUACGCAUAAAGGUCACAUAGACUAGGUGACAGCGCACGGCGGAAAGGGAGCGGUAGCGACUAGCGGCUAUUGAACACCUGUCUGUUUCAUAGUCACUGCCCGCUGUCGAGUUUACAGCCGUAAAGCUUAUGCGUUUCCGCACCAAUUCAUCCAAAGUGCUUAUGGCCUAAAUGUUGUUUCUUUAUAAAUGUCUCUAAUAAUUGAUAAACCCAAUUUCAUUCCCUUUCUACACAGCUAUCUCUUUCGCUACUUAUCACUAUAAUAAAAUGCACUAUGAACAGUAUUAUUUUCUAAAAAAGAAGACCUUCAUACGACAGAGACGUUAACAACUCAUACGAUCUUAAUAAAGAAAUACGAGUAAAAAUAUCAUCAACAAUGAUUU